Molecule: messenger RNA, 4857 nt
Organism: Plasmodium falciparum 3D7
Lineage: Eukaryota; Apicomplexa; Aconoidasida; Haemosporida; Plasmodiidae
Product: putative phospholipid-transporting ATPase
Cellular component (GO): membrane
Molecular function (GO): ATP hydrolysis activity; ATP binding; nucleotide binding
Source: RefSeq, a predicted model, not a curated record
AUGGUUGAUGAUGAGGAGUUAAGAAAAUUACGCUUUCUUCUGAGUAAUAAAGGAGGAAGAAUAAAGUAUUUUUUUUCGUAUAUAUUUUAUAAACUGUUUAGUCACAUAUAUAAUAAGAAGAAUAAGAAGAGAGAAAGAUUUGUGAAUAUACAUGGGAGGACUUUUCCAAAUUUUUUUUGUGAUAAUAAGAUAAAGAGUACUAAAUAUACCAUAUUAACAUUUAUACCAUUAUUUUUAUUUUAUCAGUUUGCUGACUUUUUAAAUUUAUUUUAUUUAUGUGUAUCUUUGUUACAAAUAAUUCCUAUAUUUAACACAGGUUAUGUAUUUACUUUUGUAGCUCCAUUAUUAUUUAUUAUCUUUAUUAGUUUAAUAAAUGAAGUAGUAGAUGAUUUAAAAAGAUUUAUCAAAGAUUUAGAAAAUAAUAACGAAAUAUAUUAUUCACUUUUAGAAAAUGGUAAUUUCCAAAAAAUAUAUUCGAAGGAUAUAAGAGUAGGAGAUAUAAUUUUGAUUAAAUCAAAACAAAGAGUACCAGCUGAUUGUAUUUUAUUAAGAAACUUAAAUAAGAACGAAGAAUCUAAUUUUAAGGUUGAAGAAAAAAGACUUUUUAACUGUUUCAGAUGGAAUAAAAGCAAUAAUGUUUAUAAUAAAAUAAAUAAAAGUUAUUAUCAUUUUAAUAAAAAUAUUGAUAAUGAAUUAAUUGAUGAUAGAUAUAACGAAUCAAAUAAUAAUUGUAGUGAAACAAGUAAUAACUUAUUAUUUAGUGAAAAUGAAAAAUCACAAAAAAAAGGAAAAAAAAAACAAAAGAAAAAAUUAAUGUUAGGUGAUAACAAUACGAAUAUGAAUGAUUUUAAUUUUAAUCCUAAUGAUCAAAAUAAUAAUAUGAGUAACCAACUAAAAAAAAAGAAAAAAAGAAAAAAGAAAAAUAAUAAAAGUAAAAAAAAUAUAAAUAUAAAUGAAACAACUAAUGAAACGGCAAAUUAUACAUAUGUCAAAACAGAUAAAAUUGAUGGAGAAACUGAUUGGAAAAUUAAAUAUCCAAUUAAUAUAUUCCAGAAUUUAAAAAGAUUAAAGGAUUUUUUUACAAUUGAUAUCCUAUUUAUAUUAGAACAACCAAAAAAUGAUAUUUAUAAAAUUGAAGGAUCCUUUGUUAUUUUUAAGUAUAAUCCAUAUGGAGAUUUUAAAACGACUGAAAAUAAUAAUCACAGUUUGAAUGAUAACCAACUUUUAAAUUAUUCUUUUGAUAUGGCAAAAGAGGAUGAAGGUAGGGUUCAAGAUGACGAAGAUGUCGACGAAGAUGAUUAUGAUGAUGACGAUGAUGAAGACGAUGAUGAUGAUGAUGAAGAUGAUGAUGAAGACGAUGAUGAGGAAGAUGAUGAUGAAGAAGAUGAAGAAGUGAAUAUUCCGAAUAAUGAAAAAAAUGAUACACAAAAUUUAGACGAUAAAAAAUCUGUAAGAAGGAUUUUUGGUACAAAAAAUAAUACCUAUUCAUAUGGAGAUGAUGACCAAGUACAAAAUGAAAAAAAAAAAAAUUUAGAUAGAGGAUAUCUUAAUUUAGAAGAAAAAGAUACCGAUUAUGCAUAUAACAAAAAAGACAAGAAAAAAGAAAUGGUAACAUUUAUUGAUGUGGAAAAAGGUAAUAAUGAACGAACUAUAAAUCUUAAUAAAAAAAAGAAUAGUGUUAAUACUACUGGUAAUAGAAGUUCAUAUGUAAAUGAUGGGAAAAUGUGUAAUGUAUUUAAUAAUGAAGAUAAUUUUAACUUUUACAAUGUUAAUUAUAGAAAAAAAUUGAAUUAUGAUAAUUUUAUAUUAUUUAAUUCAGUAAUAACAAGUUCAGAUGUAAUUUGUUUAGUUAUAUAUACAGGAAGUGACACAAGAGUAAAUAUGAGUACACAAAUUAGUAAAAUAAAAAGAGGAAUGAUUGAUGAAAAAUUAAAUUUAAUAACAUUAUUUUUAUUUAUUAUAUUGACACUUUUCUCUAUAUAUAUGUGUUCUGUUAAAUUAAAUAAUUUAUGGUAUCUAAAUUUCAUACGUUUUAUGUUAUUAUUUUCCUCUGUUAUACCAAUAUCAUUAAGUGUUAAUCUAAAUAUAGCAAAAAUUUAUUAUACCCUACUUAUACAAAGAGAUAAAGAAGUAGAAUCAACUAUAAUUAAAAAUAGUGGAAUUAUUGAAAACUUUGGAGAUAUUGAUUAUAUCUUUACGGAUAAAACAGGAACACUAACAGAAAAUGUCAUGGUGCUUAAAGUUAUACAUAUAGGUUUUGAUGUUAUACAUGCAGAAAAUGAAAAAAAUUCCAUACAAGGUAAUAAUAUGGAAACCAAACAAAAAGGGAAUUAUAAUAAAAAGAUGUUAUCAUAUAAUUUGGAUGAUAUGAAUGAAGAUGUUGAUGAUACAUCUAUAUAUUUAGCUUCAUCGAAUUAUUCCAAACAUGAUAGAAGAAAUAAAAAUUUAAGAAAUGGAGAAUUAGCAUCAUUUUCAUACGAAAUGGAAAAUACUAGUAAUAUAAAUAAUAAUACAAAAUUACGUAAUUACACAAAAUCAAAUCAUCAUCAUAAUAAUAUUAGUGAUAACGAAUUAUAUGAUGAGAAAAAUUAUAAUGAUGAUCAACGUUCUUUGUCUAAUUAUUCAGAUACAAGUUAUGGAGAUGUACAUUUAAAAAAUUAUAAACAAAAUAAUAUGAUAUUAAAUCAAAAUAUGGGUCAAAAUAGAAAUGAAACAUUAACCAAAAAUAAUAAUAAUAAUAAUAACAAUAAUAACAACAACAACAAUAAUAAUAAUAAUAUGUCUUUAGAAAAGAAAAAAAAAAAAGUAGAAAAGAUGGUUGAUGAAUUUUUAAAAUAUAAAUCUGAUCCAUUAGAUUAUUAUAAUGAUAAUAUUGAUGAUAUUGAAUAUUUAAAAAGACAUCGUGUUUUUCAAACAUUCUUAUCAUUUCUUAUAUGUAAUAAUAUUAGAACCUUAACAAAAGAAAGUAGUAACAAAGAAAAAGAAAAAACUAAAAAAAAGAAAGAACGAAAAGAAAAGGAUUUCCAGAAAAACCUAUAUUAUAUAUUAAAAGUAAAUAGAAAAAAAAAAGAUGUGCAGAAAAAUAAAAAAGAAAAUAAUUCAGACAAUGUCAAAUCAAGUACACAAAAUAAAAAAAAAAAACAUUUCUCAUCUAAUAGUUCAGAAGAUUCUGAGACGUUUUCACAUUCGGAUGUUAGCUAUCAAUGUUCUUCUCCUGACGAAUUAGCUUUCUUAAAAUAUGCAACUAAUUGUGGUUUUAUAUUGAAAAAGAAAACUGCUAGUAAAAUAGAAAUCAAAUAUAAAAAUAUCAUGUUAGAAUAUGAUAUAUUAUUACAUAUACCAUUUUCAUCAGAAACUAAAAGAAUGAGUAUCUUUGUUAGAAAUGUCAAAAAUAGAAAUAUCUAUUUUUUCAUUAAAGGAGCAGAUAAUGUAUUAAUUAAAAAGUGCCAUGAAAAAUAUAAAACGUUUAUAUAUGAAGAAAGUGACCAUUUGUCAAAUAUAGGACUUAGAGUUUUAGUUCAUGGUUGUUUAAAUGUUGAGGAACAAUUUUUCCACAAUUUCUCGGCUCUGUAUAAUAAGAAUAAGGACGUCAAGGGUCAGUUGGAGAAUAUUCUUGAAUAUGUGGAAAAGAACAUUAAAGUUUUGGCAAUAACAGGAGUUGAAGAUAAAUUGCAGGAGGGAGUUGGAAAAACUAUUGAAAUGCUUUAUAAUAGUGGAAUAAAGGUUUGGGUACUAACAGGAGAUAAAAUUGAAACAGCCAUAUGUAUAUGUAAGAAUGCGAACAUUAAGAAGAAGAAGCACAAUAUAUAUAUAUUCAGACAUGAAAAUAUUAAGAGUACUUCAAAUUUAAUUAGGGAAUUUAAUUCUAUUUUACAUAAUAUAGAAUCAUACGUGUUAUUCUUUGAUAAUAUUAUUAUACAAAAUUGUAUUAAGUAUAUACCUAAUGCUUUUGUGGACUUUGCAGCCAAUGCACGUGCAGUGGUUUGUUGUCGAUGUAGUCCCAUUGAAAAGAAAGAAAUCGCAAUUUUGAUCAAAACAAUAAAAAAGAAAAAAAUCUUGUGUAUUGGAGAUGGUGGUAAUGAUGUUGCUAUGAUACAGUCAGCAGAUAUCGGUAUUGGUGUUUUAGGAAAAGAAGGAAAACAGGUUGUUCACGAUAGUGAUAUUAUUGUUUCCAAGUUUAAAAAUAUCAAAAAAUUAAUUCUUUAUUAUGGAAAUAAUACCUUCUUACAGACUUCUUCUUUAUGUUCCUUUUUAAUUCAUAGAGGAUUUAUAUUAACAUACCUGCAGUUUAUUUACAGUUAUAUAUUUUUCAGUAUACCUGUGUCCAUUUUUCAGGGGUGGUUACAAAUCGGAUAUACCACUUAUUAUACGACUGCACCAUUUUUAUCACUAUUGUUGGAUAUAAAGAUAAAGAAAAAUCUGAUAUAUUUAUACCCAGAAAUAUAUAAGAACAAGAAACAUAAGAGGAAGCUCGAUUUAAAGUCUUUCUUUAUAAUUGUGUGGAUAUCAAUUUUUCAAGGAACCGUUGUUAUGCUAGGGGCGUUAAAAUUGUUUAAUGAUAAUUACAACAAUUUGAUAAAUAUAUCUUUUUCUUCUUUAAUAGUAUUAGAAAUUAUGAACAUACAUUUAGAAGUCGAGUCAUGGCAUCCGUUAAUGAUUUCAGCAAAUAUUUGUUCUUUUAUUGUGUAUAUAUUCUCCAUGUUUAUAUUGAGAAACUACUUUGAUAUUAUGCAAAUUAUGUCUGUCAUGUUUUGGUAUAAAGUCAUUUUGAUAGUUAUCUUUGCUUGGUUACCAUUCUUUAUAAUUAAAAAAGUUAAAAAUAUUAUUACCCCAUCACAGUUUUUCAAGCUUGCUUAA